Molecule: messenger RNA, 1714 nt
Organism: Paramacrobiotus metropolitanus
Lineage: Eukaryota; Metazoa; Tardigrada; Eutardigrada; Parachela; Macrobiotidae
Exons: 10
Coding region: 47-1477 (476 amino acids)
Biological process (GO): negative regulation of TORC1 signaling; actin filament organization; cellular response to amino acid starvation
Cellular component (GO): lamellipodium; KICSTOR complex; actin cytoskeleton
Molecular function (GO): actin filament binding
Source: RefSeq, a predicted model, not a curated record
AGCUUAAUUCAGAAUAACUAAGGAAUUCUUGCAUUUCUUGUAGCAGAUGGACAUUCCCCCAAGCAGCCAGUAUCCAGCGCGUAGCAGCGCCAGUCACAUUCUUUUAGAAGAAAUUGAACACGAAGCGGAAAACGAAGAGACGCGCGAGCGCGAUGUCCAUUUCUUCUUGCCGUCCACCAAUCCACAGUCACGUCGCUCAUCCGCGGACGACGCGGCACAAAUGAAUUCGCGACCGCGAUCCUCCGCUUUCAGCAACAACCCCGGAUCCAGUUCCAGUCCCAACGGGCGGAUGCUGUUGGUGCACACGUUCCCUUUGAGCGCUCAGUCGGGACCGUCGCAGACGCUGCUGCUGCCGCGCACCAAUGUUACUGGGAAUCGCGUGCUGGCUGCGUGCCGCGAUGACAGCAUGCGUUGUGCGUACUUCCAUGAGGAAGAUGUGGGAGGCGACGAAUUGGUGGUGGUGCCCAAGAGCGCCCUAAUCAGUUCAUUUCCUCUGGAGAAACCCUGGAAAGUGGGAGCGAUGAGCGUCAAAACGGCUGAUCCUUCCGUGCCAGGAUGCGUGGAUCUUGUUGUGUGUCUGGCGUAUUUACCGAGGCAGAAGGAUGGUGCUGCAUUUGUGGAUAGCGACAAAGCGCCAAAAUCCAUCCUCAUCGCUGCUUGGAUGCAACCCGAAGACUUGGCAAUGGAAAAACCGGUGUUGGCACACGUUCAUCUUGGCUUUACUCCUCACGGUUGCAAUCAGUUAAUUUGGUGGAAAGAUUUAGAAAAACUUGAAGAAACUACCGCGAGAAUUAUAAUUCCCAGCCAGGAAGAUGCACUAUACUGCCUUGAAUUGCCACGAACUCUACCGCAAACCGACAAUAUGCCUUUGCAUGUCCAAGAUGCUAGCAGCGUUGUUCCCUUGUUUUCCAAAAUUGGACCAUUGUCGUGUGUGAAUGCUAUGGAAUACUUCGAUCAGUCGGACAAGCGCUACAUUGCUGUAUCCACUGGACCUAGCGCUUCCAUCCGGUUUGGAUACUAUUCAGUAGCUAGUGAAGAAUGGUAUCCGAUGUGGGAAGUGCGGCACGAUUCCAUGACAUCUCGUAUGAGAUUCUUUCAGGAUGGCAAUAAAGUCCAUUUGUUGGUGAUUGGAUUGUUGGAAGUGGCCAUCAUAUACCUGAAUGUGUCGGCAGAGCUUCGUCCAAAGUCCGUUGUACUCCCAAAAAGCAAACACUUUGAUGUCGUUACCAGCUGUGAUAUUGUUUCUGGAAAUGGCGGAUCACGACCGGAAAUUUUCCUUGGAACGUAUGGUCGGAGCGUUCUGGUGUACCAGUUUGACGAAGUCAAUCCAGUCCUUUCCUACGUCCUGGAGACUGCAUGCCCUGUUUACUACCUAGCCGUGGCGGAUAUGCUGCGAUCCAUGCAAACCAGUGCUCAGAAAGAGUUAGUAACCGUUGUAGUUACACAAAAAGCCAUACAGGUUUAUUGUUUGGUUUAACUGCUUUCGCGCUACUAUCUGACCGAACGUCAAGGUUUUUGUUUCUUCUUGGCGUAAAAUGGGAGAAGGAUUUGACGAUCGUGCUUGCAGAGAAGUGAUAAAUUUUAUUUAAACUCUUGUCUUUACUGGCGUAGUUUGAUGUUUUGUUCUUUUUAUUUUUUUAUGCCUACAUGAAUUGAAGCUCUUUAUUUAAAAACCGUCUGUCGAAGUUUUCAUUUGAAAGGACAGAAAGCAGCA